This is a messenger RNA of Neocloeon triangulifer, 3052 nucleotides long. It is a transcript of the gene ksr, whose product is annotated as kinase suppressor of Ras 2. Bases 77 to 2776 code for a protein of 899 amino acids. Lineage: Eukaryota; Metazoa; Arthropoda; Insecta; Ephemeroptera; Baetidae. The record is from RefSeq and is a predicted model, not a curated record. Gene Ontology annotation, molecular function: ATP binding; protein kinase activity. Gene Ontology annotation, biological process: protein phosphorylation. The transcript has 11 exons.
GGAUUCAAGAUGGCGGCUCAAUUGGUGAUUGCGGCCCUCGGAUGCGGUCGUUGCGGAUUCUGAGGAUGUAAUCGCGAUGGCGGAGGACGAGAGCGAGGCCCUGAAGCACGUCAGGGUGCUACAGAGCAUGAUAGACCUUUCCGCCGAGCGGCUGGAGGGUUUACGUACCGAAUGCUCUACUACGGAGCGGCUAACUCAGCACGAGAUCCGCACCCUCGAGGGCAAGCUUGUUAAGCUGUUUUCGAGGCAAAUGGUUGGCCGGGCGCAGCUGCGAGAGCCUCAUCGAGCACCUGGACACGGCCAAAGUUGUCUAGUCCAAUGGCUCAAGGUCGUUGGUCUCAAGGAAGACUCGAUCAACGGUGUUUGCCGAAAAGUUUAUUCACUGGAAGGAUUGCGGGACAAGUCUGAGCAUGAGGUGCGAUUGAUUCUUAACGAGGCUGGCCUCAGGGAGGAAGAAACAAGGCGACUAGCUCGUGCCCUUAGAAACCUUCGCCGAUAUAUUGACAUUUUAGGGCGCGAGGAGCGAAAAGACGGAAUAGUUGAGCCGUUAGAUGAAACCCUGUGUUGGGACUCGUGGGACCGUGCUGUGCACACUGGGCCCCAUGACUCCCGUACUUCCCCUAGGCCUCCUCGCAGCAGGCACCAGAGACGUUCUGUGCCAUCAGCAGAGGAUGAACCGGCUUGCCAAGGAUUACAUCAAGGACCUCCGGCACCCCAUUUAUUGGCGGGGCCCCUUUCGCCUGCUUCUCUGCACCCAACACCGCCCGCUACCCCAACGGCUAAAGGCAAAGUCAAAUUUCCUACUACGCCUCCACCAAGGAAAAAGCACCAGACAGGCAACCAGUUGCCCCAUCAAAGUGCUGUCAACACUAAUAGGACGCUGCCAAAUCCGGAGUUGCCGCUGAAGAAGUCAAAGUCGGAUGAAUCGCAAUUGAGUAACAAGGGAGAGGCUCCAACUAGCAGUGAUACGAGUGCUCCGAAAGGAGAUCUUCGAAGGCGAGGACGUCUGCCAACUGUUGGUGGUGAUGGAGGGGAUGUGGGUGGUCAUGCAUCACCCCUCUUGGCAUCCCCUUUGCGUUCACCGCCAUAUGGACCUUCAGGAGGCUCGGACUGUAGUGAUGACAUUCCUGCAGGAACUCUAGGACGGCUGCAAAUCCCCAAGAGCCCUAAGACGCCAACCGUUGGUCGGCAAAUGGGACACUACAUCAACCACCGCUUCACGCGCACCUUUAAAAUGAUGACCCAGUGCAACGCGUGCUCGAAACAAAUGUUUGGCACUGGGGUCAAGUGCAAGGAGUGUGGAUUUGUGUGCCACAAGGACUGCAGUGAAAGCAUUCCGCCGGCUUGUGGACUUCCAACCGGCCUCUUCGAUGCAUUCAGGGAGAAGCUGGAAAGUGGAGGGACAUUCCCAAUGCAGAGUCCAUCAAUGUCAACAGGUCGUCUCACUGGGUUGCGCAAGCCUAGCAAGGGCUCCAAAGGUGGUGGAGGUGUGGGACUCGGUGGCGUGGCUCCAUUUGCUGGACCCGAUUCGUCAUCCAACACAAGUUCGUGCAACAGCUCCACACCUUCAAGUCCCGCCCUUCUUGGAGCAGCCACUCCGCUCGCCAAAGGCCACUUCCACUUUCCUGAGGUUGUGGGUGGUGUCACCCUUGAGACGCAUCCCCUGAGUCCUCCCCCUUCGGGCAUUGGCAUCCCUCGAAUACACCGUGGUCGUCCGGCGCCUGACUUGCUGGAAACGCAGUGCUCGAAUGACUCAGACCGAACCAUUGUGUCCUCCGUUGGCGAUUCAACUGACUCUGGACUGAACCGCCUUGAUUCUCAGGGCUCACAGGAUGGGGCAGAUAGACUUGCGUGGCCAAGGCAGAAUUCUUUGUCUUUGAGAGAGUGGGACAUCCCGUAUGACGAACUUUCCAUCAGUGAGCCUAUUGGCACUGGACGCUUUGGUACGGUCUUUGGUGGUAACUGGCACGGAAGCGUUGCUGUCAAGGUGCUCAACAUGAACUAUCUCGACGACGAGAAAACACUCGAGGCUUUCAAGUCUGAGGUUGGCACCUUUAGGAAAACAAGGCACGAAAAUUUGAUCCUGUUCAUGGGUGCAUGCAUGAAACCACCAAAGCUGGCGCUGGUCACAUCCCUUUGCAAAGGACUCACCCUUUACACGCACAUCCACCUGCGAAAGGACAAGUUCAACAUGAACAAGACAACUAACAUAGCCCAGCAGAUAACCCAGGGAAUGGGUUACUUGCAUUCCCGUGGCAUUGUGCACAAGGACCUUAAGAGCAAGAACAUCUUCCUAGAGAACAACAAGGUGGUCAUUACUGACUUUGGCCUCUUCAAUGUGACCAGACUGUGCCAUGGUAGCAGAAAGAACUCAGGAUUGAGCAUUCCGCCCGGGUGGCUGUGCUACCUGUCCCCAGAGAUCAUUCGCAGCCUCCGUGGCUCUGAGAAUGAAGAGCUCCCAUUUACCAAAGCCUCUGACAUCUAUGCAUUUGGUACUGUUUGGUAUGAGCUGUUGUGUGGAGAUUGGCCUUUCAAAGAGCAGCCCCCAGAAGCCAUAAUCUGGCAAGUCGGGAAAGGCAUCAAGCAGUCGUUGGCUAACCUACAAGCCUCCAGAGAUACGAAGGAUAUCUUGAUGCUGUGCUGGGCGUUCAAAGCGGCCGAAAGGCCCGACUUUGUUCAACUGGCGACCACUUUGGGCAAGUUGCCGAAGAAGCGGCUGGCCCGGUCCCCGUCGCACCCGGUGCACCUCUCGCGCUCGGCUGAGUCCGUCUUCUGAGCGGCCACUCCCCUCUGCUGAUCUCAGGCGGCUGCAUCCCUCCGCCCGCUGCUAGUCCCCUUCCGCCCGCCCGCAGCGGCCGCCUUGUGAUUUUCCCCUUAAAUAAUGCGACUGACUGAUCCGAGUGAGUGUGAAUUGAAAUUAAAAUAUUAUAAUUCUGAGAUGCAAACGCAAAGUAAUGCAACAAGAUUUUUCUGUUCGCCAUUAUUGAGAAUAAGGAGAAAUUAAACAAUAAAGAAAUGAUAAGCUCGUGCAAAAUAAUACAACAUAAUCUUC